This is a messenger RNA of Manis pentadactyla (Chinese pangolin), 2796 nucleotides long. RefSeq names its product armadillo repeat containing 7 (gene ARMC7). Lineage: Eukaryota; Metazoa; Chordata; Mammalia; Pholidota; Manidae. Gene Ontology annotation, molecular function: protein binding. Bases 1790 to 2386 code for a protein of 198 amino acids. The record is from RefSeq and is a predicted model, not a curated record. The transcript is spliced from 4 exons.
CUGAGUGAGUGCUUUUAGUGCUAGUAGCCACCAAGCUUUGAAAUGUGCAUCACUGUUAGGCCCACUUCCUGAAAACAGAUUUAUUUUAAGGAAAAAAUGUAUCAGUAAACUCUUAGCAUACAGAAUUUUUAUUUCAUCUGCCCCUGGGGCAAGAAUGGCAAUCCCUAGGCAGAAUUCCUUCAACAAAUAUUAGUGGGCAUCUUCUGUGUGCAGGGAUUGGGCAGAGAGGAGUAGGACAUGGUCACUGUUCUCAGCACAGAACCAAGGACUGAGAAUCCUUCCCCAAAGAGGAGGGCCCCUGACACCUUGGCAGGGGACAAAUGAAGGGAGAUGGGGUGGCCCUUUUGAUUCCAGAACCCACUUAGCUGAUUAUCUGGGAAUCCUCGAGAGGGUUGGAACAGUUCCUGACCAGGGCAGGGUACAGCUCAGUUCUAUCCUGUCCCUAAGCUCUGAUCUCCUGGUCCCUUUUGUUGUUCUGUCCAGCCAAAGGUAAAGAAGCCCCCUGGCCACCUUGGGCUGAGAUUACUUCCCCAGGUCACAUCAGCACCCCCCAGAAGUCAAAGGACCUUGUGAGCAAACCAGGGUACCCAAGCCCCCAGACUGCAGUCAUAGUUCCUGCCCCAGGGGCUGUGCUUAAGACAGGGGCUUACCGCAGGGCCCUGAGCCCACCGAGAUGGGGCCUGCUCCCAUUGGGGCUGUGGCAGGCUGGAGUGUGGUGGCUACUCUGCUCGCACAGCUGGGCCAGGGCUAAAGGCACAUAGUCCCUGCCUCCUUAGAAACUCACAGCCCAACCUCCCAUUACCCCCACAUUUGCAAGCACUCUGGGAAUGCGGCAGGGCCCCCUCCCUCCCUGGUGCUAUCCCUGCACCUGCGAGGUCUCUGUCACACACCACCGUCCUGAGAAGCCCGGAGAAUUGAGCAGAAGAGCUUCAGCAUCCAAAACUCCACCACCCUGAAAGCCGCCAAAGCAGAACGUUUGGGUGAACGGGGACCCCUUCUAGGGCCGGCCUGUUGGUGCUGCCGGGCGCUCCCUGUCCACUCGGCUGACAAAAAGCCUUAGGACGUUACCCAGUUCCCGAGAUUUCCGGUCAGAGAUGGCAGACUCAGCUCGGGGCUGGGGAGCAGAGGCUACCAGGCUCGCCCGGCUUUUUGGAAAAGUCGGUCAGUGGGGUCCAAGGACCUAGGUAGUAGACGCAGGGAGCCGACGCCCGCACUCCAAAAGGGCGCCUCUUGGACGCGGAGGCUGGCAUCGUGAAGUGCAGGGAGUUCUGGAAGUGCUUCGGCCUCGACAGUCCCCGCAUGGACCCCUCCGGCUCCUCUGAGUUUCUAAGGGCCAUAGAAGCCCUUCUCCACCACCGCCCUCAACAACCCUCGCGGAUUGGGUUACCGCCUGCCCGAGCCAGCACGCAUGGAGCGCGCCGCUCACGCGCUCCUUGAUCAGCGGCGGCCCCGCCCUUCGCCCUCCUUGGCCCGCCCCUUUCACCCUCCGGGGCGGGACUAAGCUCAGCUUCCGCCGGAAGUUUGACGUCCAGCCGAAAAUCAAGCCCUGGAGCUGGGGGUUCUGGGUUCUGCGGCUGCCACAUCCAGGCGCAGCUCUACCCUUGUCUCCGGCGCCCCAACUUAGGUUUUUCACACCCACACCUUACGAGGUCCUAGACCUCACGCCAUCUCCCACAGUCUAAUUCCAUCUGCAAAUUAGCGCAGAACCUGAAGCCAGAAAAGGAACCUAUUUCUGGCCUCACUUCCCACACUGUCCUGCGCGUCCGCCCGGGCCCCCACCGUCCGGACCAUGGCCCAGAAGCCGAAGGUGGACCCCCACGUCGGGCGGCUGGGCUAUCUGCAGGCGCUGGUCACGGAAUUCCAGGAGACGAAGAGCCAAGACGCCAAGGAGCAAGUACUGGCCAACCUCGCCAACUUCGCCUAUGAUCCCGGCAACUACCAGUAUCUGCGGCAGCUGCAGGUCCUUGAUUUAUUCCUCGAUUCGCUGUCAGAGGAGAAUGAAACCCUGGUGGAGUUUGCUAUUGGAGGCCUCUGCAACCUGUGCCCAGACAAGGCCAACAAGGAGCACAUCCUGCAGACAGGGGGCAUCCCGCUCAUCAUCAAUUGCCUGUCCAGUCCCAAUGAGGAGACCGUGCUGUCUGCUGUCACCACCAUCAUGCACCUGAGCUCACCAGGCCCUGGCUCCCACCCUGAGCUGACCGCUAGGCCUGUGGUCCAGUGCAUGCUGCGCUUCUCUCUCUCGGCCAACACAAGACUCCGGAAUCUGGCCCAGAUCUUCCUGGAAGAUUUCUGUUCCCCAAGCCAGGUGGCUGAAGCCCGCAGCUGGCAGGCCCACUCUGCCCUGGGUAUCCCACUGCCAAGGACCAAGGCCCCACAACAGCCCUGAUUGAAGGAGACCUCAAGGCCACAGCACCCUUGCUAGAGACAAGACCACAAUCCUGGGGAUGGACUCAGCGUAGCCGAGCACCAUAGCUCCCACUGAGCUCCUUCUCCCCAAGUGGGGCCUUUUCAGCCGCUUUAAAGCAGUUGAAGGGCCUCUAUCAAGCCCAACGCCCCUUCUCCAGGGUUCCCCACACCUGGACAGCUGAUGCCUCCAUGUGCUGAGGUCCCUACUCAGGAGGACACCUUGCCAGUUUAGUGGACACACAACGUGGGCCACAGACAACUGAUGGUAACACUCAUGCUGGAAUUCAGCUCAAAACAACUGGCAACAUUUACCAACAACUAAAAUAGCCCUUGAACUCAGAAAUACCAUAUGAGACACCUAGGAAGUAAGUAAAUCCAGAAGUUCCAAAA